Caenorhabditis bovis is the source of this 681-nucleotide messenger RNA. The record is from the annotation of a GenBank genome assembly. NCBI's taxonomy places the organism in Eukaryota, Metazoa, Nematoda, Chromadorea, Rhabditida, Rhabditidae.
AUGUAUUUCGUUCUUUUUACCUUUCAACUGUUCUCAUAUUUUUUCUCGUUUUCACAAGCAGCUGAUAUUGAUUUUGAAUUAAUAUGUGAUAAAGGAUAUCGAAUUUCUUCAAUAAAAAGGGCAAAAACCGCAUAUACAGUACUCGGUUCGUUGAGUGUCGAAUGCGAGCAAGUUGCCCUUCCGGAAUCGACGACUUGCGCGCCAUUGCAAAGUGUUCCCAAAUGUACUGGCUUAUUAGAAGGAUGCACCGGAAACACGUGGCUUGGCGGAUUCCACGUGUAUCUGCUCGAAAAUUCGACACAAGCCGCCGUACUGGAUCCGGUUUGCUGUUCAUCGCCGUCGGUUCAAAUCGAUCCAAAUUCCUGCAUCAACGAUCAACUAAACACGGGAACUCGUGAUUUUUCACACUCGCUCGUCUCUGAUUUGAUAUAUCGUGGAUGGCAAUGUUGGCAUCAAUACGACAGAAAUAAGAAGCUUGUGGAUCUUUUGUGGAAAACGGAAAUUUGUCCGUUCAUGUCAUCCGAUUUUCCGGUCAUCACUAGAAAAACCGAAUGCGAGGAAUGCUCUUGCGAAUGCGGAAUCGAGCAAUGCGCAAAUGGAUCGUCUCCAAUUCGUGUCAUUCAUAAGAAGCUUCUGUUGCCGUGCACGUGCGAUUGCUCAUGUACUUUCAAAUGUGUAUGA